Molecule: messenger RNA, 1017 nt
Organism: Linnemannia hyalina
Lineage: Eukaryota; Fungi; Mortierellomycota; Mortierellomycetes; Mortierellales; Mortierellaceae
Source: the annotation of a GenBank genome assembly
AUGGUCAAGGUCCUCGUCAUCGGUGCCGCCGGCUACAUCGGUCUCCGCGUCUCCCAGCAGCUCCGCCAAGCAAACCAUAUCGUCUACGGAACCACCCGCUCGUCUGCCAACGAAUCCACCCUCUUCUUCAACGAAGUUAUCCCCAUCGUCGGCCCUGUCGAGCCCGAAUCCUCAGACUCCCACUCCAUCCUCCGCCCUUCAGCCACCCUCCCCUGGCUCGAAACCGUCAAGUCUGAAAACAUCGACGUUGUCAUCGACCUCUCGGCUUCCGAGAACGGCGCCAAGACCAUCCUCGAGCCCCUCAUCCGUCUCUCAAAGGACCGUCAAGCCAACCGCCAGCCCCGCAUCGGAUACAUUUAUGGCUCUGGUAUGUGGCUUCACGGAUCUGGUGACAACGUCUCCUCAGACCUCGUCCCCGUCGGCACCAAGACCUCCCUCCACCAACCCCCUACCCUCGUCGCCUGGCGCCCUGAGUUGGAGCGCGAGGUCCUGGGAUCCUACGAACACCUCUACGCUGCCAUCAUCCGCCCUUCCCUCGUCUACGGCGGCGAUGGCAAGAUCUGGGACGUCUACUUUGAACCGAUCUAUAAGGCCAUCCAAAACAACACCCCCAUCACCCUCCCCGCUGACCCCGAAGCAGGCAUCUCCCUCGUCCACGUCGACGACACCGCCUCAGCCUUCGUCGCAGCCGUCGAAAGACUCGAGUCCAUCUCGGGCAACAAGGCCUCCUACCCCGUCUAUGAUGUCACCACCUCCCACGAGAGCCUCGCCUACAUCCUUACAAAGUUUGCAAAGGAGCUCGGAUACAAGGGCCCCCAGAUUCAAUUGACCGGUGUUCCUGAGGGCAAGGGUUUCCCAGAGACCUUUAUCCAGGCUUUCAACACCAAGAAUUCGUCUGGAAGCACUCGUGCCAAGACUGUGUUGGGUUGGAGGCCUACCAAGAUUGGAUAUGCAGUUGGUUUGAAUGUCUAUGCCCGCUCUUGGUUGGCUGGCUACAAGCAGCGCUCCUCUGCUUAA